Ruditapes philippinarum (Manila clam) is the source of this 864-nucleotide messenger RNA. RefSeq lists its product as uncharacterized. Bases 79 to 864 code for a protein of 261 amino acids. NCBI's taxonomy places the organism in Eukaryota, Metazoa, Mollusca, Bivalvia, Venerida, Veneridae. The record is from RefSeq and is a predicted model, not a curated record. The transcript is spliced from 5 exons.
UAGAUUACUGAUUGAAUAAAUUUAAUAUGAUUUAAUUUUAAUAAAAACCGGGAAUAUUUUGAUAAUUUGGAUGUAGUUAUGGAGAUAAAUACUCAUUACGAGGAUUCAGACACAGCAAAAGAAAUUUAUACUGAGCUUGCGUCGGGAGAUAAUAGGACUGAACAAAACAGACUUUACGAAACUCUUCAACAUGGUACAGGGGAGCUUGCAGAUAAAACUACUCCUUCAGCCAAGAAGUGUACUAGGUGUACCCUCGUAAAUUCAAUUUUAAUUGGACUGUUGAUUAUCGCAGUAUCUGUUUCUUUAUACAUGAGUAUAAACGUUUCAAAGGCUUCAAAUAGUAAAGCGGAUAUGCAGAACCUGGUGACAACUCUAACCCAAAAAAUUGAUAAGAUUGAACACGAACAGAGACAGAUUAAGACAGAAGUUAUCCAAAAUACGAACAGCUUAAAUGAAACAACGGAUCUGCAGAAACUGGUGACAACUCAAAGUCAAAAAAUGGAUAAGCUUGAACACGCACAGGGAUAUAUUCAGACAGAAGUUCUCCAAAAUUUGACGAACAGAUUAAAUGAAAUAAACGUGUCGGUCGGAUUUGCAGUUACAUACCCAGACAACACCUCCGGUUCUCCCCUUAAGUUCAAAACACAACCCCGUAAUGGUAUACCAUGCGAAGCUUCUCAAAAUCCACAUAUAAUUGUUCGACAACUUAUAGUUGAUGGACAACUUAUAAUUGAUGGACAACUUAUAGUUGAUGGACAACUUAAAGCUGAUGGACAACUGAUAGUUAACGGACAACUUAUAGUAUAUGGACAACUAAUAGUUGAUGGACAAUUCAUAGCUGCUGGACCACUUAUAGUUUAUUGA